Messenger RNA from Vespula vulgaris, 1971 nucleotides. RefSeq names its product FAS-associated factor 2 (gene Faf2). Bases 308 to 1612 code for a protein of 434 amino acids. The record is from RefSeq and is a predicted model, not a curated record. Gene Ontology annotation, cellular component: endoplasmic reticulum. The transcript is spliced from 8 exons. Gene Ontology annotation, molecular function: ubiquitin binding. NCBI's taxonomy places the organism in Eukaryota, Metazoa, Arthropoda, Insecta, Hymenoptera, Vespidae.
UAGUCGUGUCGCAUGAAAGAGAACCUUGAAAUUGUAAAUUAUCGUAAAGAGACAUGACAUCGAAAACAUUCGGCGGAAAGCAAAGAAAUGAGACGAAACGUAUUGUAACGAUAAUAAGUGGAAAACCAUAAAACUUGCGAUAAAUAAAUUAAAAGUUAAAUUUCUUUGUAUCGCUCUACAAAUGUUCGCACAGUUUUUUCGAUAUUUUGAUCGUACACUUAUUCUUUGUAUCAGCUGAUGAAUUUGCUAUAACGAGAAGAAAGUUUUUAAAAAUUCAUAUUUACAUUUCAUCGACAUAAAUAUUGUCAUGGCAGACCUCCUGGAGGAAUUAAACGGUGAUCAGACUGAAAAAGUUAUUCAGUUUCAGGAUUUGACAGGCAUAGAAGAUUUAUCUGUCUGUAGAGAUGUUUUGCAAAGGCAUAAUUGGAAUUUGGAAGUGGCUGUUCAGGAACAAUUGAAUUUAUAUGAAGGACGUCCGUCAAUGUAUGCACAAGAUUCAAGAUCUAGGCCACCACAAGUCGUUGAUGACAGUAGUUCUAGAAUAUAUUUUAACCAUGCAAGUAGUUCGAGUGGUGGAGGCGGUGGUCUUCUACCUUAUAUCUUUUCUAUGUGUUAUAAUAUAGUUUGGAGUAUCUUGCAGCUAGGUUUAGCAAUAUUUAGGUCAGAAGUCAGGCCCAUUUCUUCUGAUCCAGUGGAAGAUGUAAUGACAUUCAUUAGAUCAUAUGAGGAACGUUAUGGCAACGUCCAUCCUGUAUUUUAUCAGGGUUCUUACAGUCAAGCUCUAUCUGAUGCCAAACAAGAGUUAAGAUUUUUAUUAGUUUAUUUACAAAAAGAUGAGGCCCAAGAUACUGAUCAAUGGUGCAGAAAUACAUUGAAUGAUCCUGAAGUUAUACGAUUUAUAAAUACUCAUACAUUAUUUUGGGCUUGUAAUGUACAAUCUGGAGAAGGCUAUAAAGUUGCAGAAUCUCUUAAAUCUGGCUCUUAUCCUUUCUUGGCUAUUAUUGUUUUGAAAGACAAUCGAAUGACAAUAGUUGGACGGAUGGAAGGUACACCAUCUUCUGCUGAUUUAAUAUCACGUUUACAAACAAUUAUUCAACAGAAUGAAAUUAAUUUAAUUCAAGCACGUCAAGAUAGAGCAGAACGCAGUGCUGCACAGUCAUUACGUCAACAGCAAGAUCGUGCAUAUGAAGAAUCAUUACGUGCUGAUCAGGAAAAAGAUCGUAGAAGAGAGGAAGAACGUAGGGCUCGAGAAGAACAAGAGGCACGUGAAAAGGAACAAUUAAAUGCGCAAGAACAGGAAAUAGAAAGAAUUCGUCUUGAAAAAGAACUUACUGUUCACAAAAUACCUAUGGAACCUGAACCUGCUAAUCCUAAUGCUUGUCAUUUACAAAUUAAAUUGGGUGAAAGGACAAUGAAAAGGCGAUUCCUUAUGUCUGACACAAUUGAAGACGUAUAUCAUUGGAUAUUUAGUCAACCGGAUUCCCCUGCAAGUUUUGAGAUAACAACGAGUUAUCCUAAAAGAAUCCUAUAUCCAUGCAGAGAUAUUUCAACUUUAUCAUCAGCUGGCUUAACCCAUAGAGAAGUUUUGCAUGUUAAUGAUUUAGCUGACUAACCUUGAUUAAUAAUUCAAUAAUUCAUUCUUAAUAUUUUAAGUAUCAUUCCGAUAAAAGAAUGAUACUAUCACAAGAGGAACUUAUCAAAAGAUUAUAAUGUGUGUGUAUAUAUAUAUAUAUAUUAUAUUUGAUAUGUAUAUAUAUAUAUAUAUAUUUGAUACAUUCUAGUAUUUUAUGUAAAGUUCAGUCUACUGAGAUGAGAAAAUAGUUAUAAAAGAAUGUCAUUGUAUGAACAAUAUGAUACAAAGAUAAGUAUUGAAAAGGUGUUCAUUGUGUUAUAAUUUUGGAGAGAAUUGUUGGUAUUAAAAAAUGGUGGCCAUAAGUAAUAUGUUCAUUAAAAUAUAUAACUAGAAAAAGA